This is a messenger RNA of Camelina sativa (false flax), 1603 nucleotides long. RefSeq names its product binding partner of ACD11 1. Gene Ontology annotation, molecular function: RNA binding. The record is from RefSeq and is a predicted model, not a curated record. NCBI's taxonomy places the organism in Eukaryota, Viridiplantae, Streptophyta, Magnoliopsida, Brassicales, Brassicaceae.
CUUACCUGUCAAAUAACAUUCUAAUAAUCUGAAAUUUAUCUAAAAAGUCCCCAAAAUCUCAACAACUCGAAAUCUGAUUUCUCAAUUCUCGCUUCACCGUCUCUCAAGAACUCGCCACCACUCUGCAGUAAUACGAUGUGUGAAUCAAUUGGUGUUCUUGAUACAAUUUGCAAUCUGUUCUUGCUCAAGUUUCGCUUGAAAUUUCAGAACCAUGUGAAGCUAUGUAAGUAUGAGCUGUUGGGUGAAGAUGGAUCAUCAAAUUGGAUAUGGUGUUGAAGUGACUGGGUUAUCUCCCUUUGUUACUGAGAAAGAUUUUAUUGAUUUCUUCUCUUUCUCUGGUACAAUCGAAUAUAUUGAUAUUGUCAGGUCGGGUGAGCAAGCUUGCACUGCUUAUGUGAUGUUCAGGGAUUCUUAUUCCCAAGAACCUGCUGUUUUACUCAGUGGCACAACGAUAUUAGAUCAGCGUGUUUGCAUUACUCGUUGGGGACAACAUCACAAAGAGUUCGAUUUCUGGAAUGCGACUCCACAGGGUUUUGAAGAUGAAUCAUACUCAAAUCCUCAUGCUCAACGAGGCGAGUUCAACGUUGGAGAAGCAGUGACUAAAGCUCAAGAAGUGGUGAAAACAAUGCUUGCCACAAGAUUCGUGCUAGGCAAAGACGAUUUAAGCAAAGCUAAAACCUUUGACGAAUCCCAAGGUGUAUCAGCUGCGGCGAUGGCUAGAGUUUCCCAAUUAGAGCAGAGGAUUGGUCUCACUGACAAAAUCUUUACCGGACUUGAAGCUGUAAGAAUGACCGACCAAAGAUUGUUUUGGGAGGCGGUUAGGACCACAUCUUCGUUACUCGGUUUAUCCUUUUAUUUCUCCAAGUCUGUUCUGAAGUUGGAUCGGAGUUCCUGAGGGUCACCAAAUCUUUGUUCUUUUUGUCGCAUAUACCUCAUCGGAAAAUUUAUCCAUGGCCGACGCAACCGAGUAGCUCCCGCAGCUCAAAUCCGCCGUUGAUGGACUUACUGAGAUGAGGUUUUGUGUUGUCGAUUCUGGAUCUUCAUUGUUUAGACUGUGAUUUGUUUCCUUUUUGUUUCAGUGCGAAUGAGAAAAGUGGAUUCAUCAACCUCGUGUCACGUUACCUCAGGUUCGUCCUUCAAUCGCCUGCUUCCGUAUUUUGUAUCUUUGUAUGUUAUCUUCAAGGAAUUUAUGAUUUAAUAUAUGUUAAGAAAUACUAUUUAAAACCUACUUUGAUAUGAUUAGUUUGCUUUCCUUUGCAGGACUGGAUAAGUCUGUGAGUUAACUUAAAACGUUUUUUUCUGAUUUAAAACUAUUCCAUGCAUGAGCUUUUAUAGGUGAUCUUUUAUUGUUCUUGUCUCAUGCAGGGUAAGCAUAGGUUAAUUCCUUAUGUUCCAAUGUUAGUGCCGCCAAGGAGAUGGAAAGUAUAUGCUUUCAAACCUCUUUUUUCUUUGGUUCUUAAUACUUACGAUUCAUACUUUUUAAUUGAGAACCUCAUGCUCACACAUUGUUUUAUAUAGACAUGUGUUUGUAGCACUUAUGUGUACAAGUACUGCGACAUUUUCUUCAGAUAUGACAAGUGUGGUUACUUCUUUUUACUUACUA